Messenger RNA from Aethalodelphis obliquidens (Pacific white-sided dolphin), 3458 nucleotides. It is a transcript of the gene PAICS, whose product is annotated as phosphoribosylaminoimidazole carboxylase and phosphoribosylaminoimidazolesuccinocarboxamide synthase. The transcript is spliced from 12 exons. The record is from RefSeq and is a predicted model, not a curated record. Lineage: Eukaryota; Metazoa; Chordata; Mammalia; Artiodactyla; Delphinidae. Bases 83 to 1849 code for a protein of 588 amino acids. Gene Ontology annotation, cellular component: cytosol. Gene Ontology annotation, molecular function: phosphoribosylaminoimidazolesuccinocarboxamide synthase activity. Gene Ontology annotation, biological process: 'de novo' IMP biosynthetic process.
CAACACAGAAACUGGAAAACACUGGUGUGACAAUGAGGUCAGAGCACUUAUAAACAUAUGGUCUGACGAAAAAAUUAAGCAAAUGCUUGAAGGGGCCACAAGAAACAAAGAAAUAUUUGAGGAAAUUGCCAGAAGACUAAUGCAGUUUGGAAUAGACAGAGACUGGAAACAAUGUCGUACCAAAUACAAAAAUUUAAAAUAUGAAUACAGAGUUUUACAAAAGAAAACUGGCAACCCUCAAGGAAAAAUGAGAUUUUAUGAAGAAGUUGAUGGCCUCCUAAGACAACCAUCUCUCAGAACUGCCAAAUGGAAACAUGAAUUAUUUGAAAGUCAUACCCAACACCCAAGAACUUUGAGAAUCAAGAGAAAAGCACAUGAAGAUGAACCAGCGGCAGUAUCUCUUAAGAAAACUGCUCCUGAGAUCACUGCAAAUCAGUUUCCUCAAAGAAGAACAGAACCAAAAGAUUGUACAGAAUGUUUUUGCAGUCAGGAGACCCCCUACGUGACCCAACUUCAUCAGAGUCCUGCCUCUCUUCCUAGAGCUGCCGCUGCUUCCAGACCACUCCGGAUAAUGGCGACAGCCGAGGUACUGAAGAUUGGUAAAAAACUCUAUGAGGGUAAAACAAAAGAAGUCUAUGAAUUGUUGGAUAGUCCAGGAAAAGUCCUCCUGCAGUCCAAGGACCAGAUUACAGCAGGAAAUGCAGCCAGGAAGAAUCACCUUGAAGGAAAAGCUGCAAUCUCAAAUAAAAUUACCAGUUGUAUUUUUCAGCUGUUACAGGAAGCAGGUAUCAAAACUGCUUUCGCCAGAAAAUGUGGAGAGACAGCUUUCAUUGCACCUAAGUGUGAAAUGAUUCCAAUUGAAUGGGUUUGUAGAAGAAUAGCAACUGGUUCUUUUCUCAAAAGAAAUCCUGGUGUCAAGGAAGGAUAUAAGUUCUACCCACCUAAAGUAGAGAUGUUUUUCAAGGAUGAUGCUAAUAAUGAUCCGCAGUGGUCUGAGGAACAGCUAAUUGCUGCAAAUUUUUGCUUUGCUGCACUUGUUAUAGGCCAAACUGAAGUGGAUAUCAUGAGUCAUGCUACACAGGCUAUUUUUGAAAUACUGGAGAAAUCCUGGUUGCCCCAGAACUGUACACUGGUUGAUAUGAAGAUUGAAUUUGGUGUUGAUGUAACCACCAAAGAAAUUGUUCUUGCUGAUGUUAUUGAUAAUGAUUCCUGGAGACUCUGGCCAUCAGGAGAUCGAAGCCAACAAAAAGACAAACAGUCGUACCGUGACCUCAAGGAAGUAACUCCUGAAGGGCUGCAGAUGGUAAAGAAAAAUUUUGAGUGGGUUGCAGAAAGAGUAGAGUUGCUUCUGAAACCAGAAAGUCAGUGCAGGGUUGUAGUACUGAUGGGCUCAACCUCUGAUCUUAGUCACUGUGAAAAAAUUAAGAAGGCUUGUGGAAAUUUUGGCAUUCCCUGUGAACUUAGGGUAACAUCUGCCCAUAAAGGACCAGAUGAAACUCUGAGGAUUAAAGCUGAGUAUGAAGGGGAUGGCAUUCCUACUGUAUUUGUGGCAGUGGCAGGCAGAAGCAAUGGUUUAGGACCAGUGAUGUCUGGUAACACAGCAUAUCCAGUUAUCAGCUGUCCUCCCCUCACUCCAGACUGGGGAGCUCAGGAUGUGUGGUCUUCUCUUCGAUUACCCAGUGGUCUUGGCUGUUCAACCAUACUUUCUCCAGAAGGAUCAGCUCAGUUUGCUGCUCAGAUAUUUGGAUUAAACAACCAUUUGAUUUGGGCCAAACUGCGAGCAAGUGUAUUGAACACCUGGAUUUCCUUGAAGCAGGCUGACAAGAAAAUCAGAGAGGGCAAUUUAUAAGAAAGAACAUCAUUGCAUUGUUUAGGAGAAAAACUAUAAAUUUCUAGUUUAGCUGCAGAAAAAAGAAAUCAAGCAAGAUGAAAAGAUUUUAAAUCAAUCAGAGAAAACAAAAUUUAAAAGUGAAUGAAUGCCUCUCUAGAUUCAUGAAUUAGUAGAAUAAAUGUACAUAUUUAUUAGUAUUUCUUUAUAAGUAGUGAAAUUAGUAUACAUUUAAAAUUAAUCUCUUACCCACAUAUGGUCAGUUAGGUAGGCAGUAUAAUUAAAUAUAUUUCUUAAAUGAUAAUAAUGUUCUAUUAUAGAGCUCUAAAGUUACUACUUCCUACAUCUGAGUCCGUAAGUUUUAGAAACUUAAAAUGGUUGUAUCUUAGGGUGGUUAAGAGCAAUAUAGUCCUCUUUCACAUUAUGAUCUUUACAAAACUCUAGGGCAUGGUUUUUUACUUGCAGUCAGUAUGUCAGAAAAUGAUGUUGUAUUUAUCUCUAGCUAUAGCUAGAGAUGAUGUUUGGGUUUGAUAUUGCCUUUUUUAAGAAAAGCUGAGAUUGACUCUGGGGGUAAGAAAGACAUGAAUUAAGAUGAAGGGGCACUGUGGAAACCAUGGAGAGACUUCUGAGAACUUCUCUGUUAAGUGUCAGGGCAAUUUCCCAUGGAAAAGAAAUAGAGUCACCUUUGCCAUUGCAAAUGAGUUAGUAAAUCUUACUUGGCUCUGUAGGUCAUAAAAUUCUUUUAAUUCUGAUAACACAUAUUUUAGCCAGACUAACAAUCCCCAACCUACCAUCAUUUUCAAAAAUUGGAAUCUCCCAGUUAAUACCCAUAACUAGUUUCUUUCUUGUAAUAGUAUUAAGUCUAGUAUACCCAGCAAAAUGCACUUCUAAAGGAGCAGUUGUUACUGAGAGGUAUGAUAGUUCAUCAUGAGUCUAUAAACCAUAUUUGGAAAUAUCAGUGUUACAUUACGCAGCCUUGAGGAUUUUAUAGAUCAUGAAACUUUAAUCCAGGUGUCUAUGAACCCCUUAAGCUUACAUGUAAAAUUUUAUGUAUAUGUUCACUUCUAUGAGAAGGGGGCAAUCAGUUUUUACCAAAAAGAUGUGUGUCCCCCCCCAAAAUGUUAAGAAUCUCUGCUAUGAAAUCUUGACAAAUCAAGAUGAAAUCUUGACACUGGCCUACCCAGUCUAUGCUUUUUCACUUCCCUCUCAACUGUUAGCAAGCUGGCAUCUCAUCACUUCCUUCACCUGAUCUCUGUGCGGUAUGACUGACCUAACUUCCUUUCUUGGGCUAUACACCAAGUUGUUCCAACCUCAAUCUUAAUCAUUCCUCAUAUUUUACUCUUUCCCUUAAGUAUUGAUGUUUCCUACUAUUGAGUUCAUUGUUUACAAAUAAUGGUAGGAUAACUUUAAUUCUUUACAGUGAAUGUCUGUAGACUUGUAUUUUCAGCUGUCCAUUUCUGUCUGAAUGGUCUAAACUUAACUCAUCUUCCACCAAGCCUAUAUCUGGCUGCACUCACUGUCCCAAAUUAAUUUUAUCCUUGAUGUUUUUCUCUGACCUUUCAUUUCUAACUCAUUACCAGGUCUUGAAUUUACCCUGUUUACCCAUCCACUGUACAUAAACCUCAAGCAA